Messenger RNA from Aspergillus welwitschiae, 456 nucleotides. RefSeq lists its product as uncharacterized. The record is from RefSeq and is a predicted model, not a curated record. The coding region runs from base 193 to 354 and encodes 53 amino acids. The transcript has a single exon. Lineage: Eukaryota; Fungi; Ascomycota; Eurotiomycetes; Eurotiales; Aspergillaceae.
GAUGGGCUGGUAAUCUAUUUGCCCCUACAUGUACCUGGUACAUCCACGCAAUGCAACGGACAGGGAGUCCUGGCUUACUGACGGUAUCGCCGAAUGAGCCGUCCAGGAGAUGAGCUAGUGGCGGCACCCCCAUAAUCCCGGUAUACAGAAAGUAGGGUUAUCUACAUUAUAGUCUGGUGCCACCACAGAUACAUGACAGCUCCUCCUGGUCGACCUGCACCAAAAACCUUACUGGAUAGACCGGUCAAUGAAAGCCCAAAGCUGACAGCUGGUCGCAUCACUGGCAAUGCGGGAGUGACGCCAGGGCUUGCACCAUGCUGUAAGUCGCCGAUCCUUAGGACCCAAAGGCUGUAGACGGUGCUAAUGGCGUGACUUGCAUGUGGUCAAAUGGGCGAAAAGAUUGAAGUGUCUACUUUAGCACCCGGCUGGGGGGAAAUUGACCAACGGCGGGGGAGG